CUACACUUGAUGUCCUAUAUGAUAGUGAAAGAUGAGAAGGGAAUAAUUGAAGUAAAGUGGCAGAUUUGGAGGAAGACGAUGGAAAGAAGAGAAGACGUGAAGCUGUUCAACUUUCAUGCGAGUCCAUUUGGUCAGAGGGUGAUUUGGGCUCUGAAACUAAAGGGUGUUGAUUAUGAGUGCAUAGAAGAAGACAUCUUCAACAAGAGCAACCUCCUUCUCGAGCUGAACCCCGUUCACAAGAAGGUGCCUGUUCUUGUUCAUUGCAACAAACCAAUUGCAGAAUCACUUGUAAUCCUUGAAUACAUCGAUGAAACAUGGAAGCAGUAUCCGUUGAUGCCUCAGAAUCCUUAUCAAAGAGCUCAUGCUCGCUUUUGGGCUAAUUUUGCUGAACAUAAGCUUUUGGAUGCUGCGUGGAUGGCAAUGCGUAGUAGCGGGGAAGAACAAGAAAAGGCUGUGAAUGAGGCAAGAGAAGCAGUGGAGAAGAUAGAAGAAGAAAUUAAGGGAAAGAGAUUCUUUGGAAGGGACAACAUCGGUUUCCUUGACAUUGCAAUUGGAUGGAUUUCUUACUGGAUUCCUGUUUGGGAGGAAGUUGGAUCAAUGAAGAUAUUAGACCCUUUGAAAUUCCCAGCCAUCAAUGCAUGGAUUACCAAUUUCCUCAGCCACCCUACCAUCAACGAUACUCUGCCUCAAAGAGACAACAUGAUUGUUUACUACCACAGUCGCAGAAAGGAAGUGUCUCCAUUUUGAUGUCUUUUACUUUUCAUGCCUGCCUCCACCUCUACACUUGUUCCUUUCUGAAUAAAAAAUUAAAAAGAACCUCGGAAAAGAUGUACUUUUGACCAAAACCUAAAAUAGGAACAAGUAUUCAAUUUGGCUUAAACAAUCUAUUAUCGGUGACAACGAUAGAUUGUGUAUGAAUUUAUCUUAAAUUUUAAAAAUAAAAUUCAGUUAUGUAC
Molecule: messenger RNA, 956 nt
Organism: Arachis stenosperma
Lineage: Eukaryota; Viridiplantae; Streptophyta; Magnoliopsida; Fabales; Fabaceae
Product: probable glutathione S-transferase
Exons: 2
Coding region: 10-747 (245 amino acids)
Biological process (GO): glutathione metabolic process
Cellular component (GO): cytoplasm
Molecular function (GO): glutathione transferase activity
Source: RefSeq, a predicted model, not a curated record